Sander lucioperca (pikeperch) is the source of this 2273-nucleotide messenger RNA. It is a transcript of the gene naa60, whose product is annotated as N-acetyltransferase 15 (GCN5-related, putative). Gene Ontology annotation, biological process: N-terminal peptidyl-methionine acetylation. The record is from RefSeq and is a predicted model, not a curated record. Lineage: Eukaryota; Metazoa; Chordata; Actinopteri; Perciformes; Percidae. The transcript has 7 exons. Gene Ontology annotation, molecular function: protein-N-terminal amino-acid acetyltransferase activity; histone acetyltransferase activity. Gene Ontology annotation, cellular component: Golgi membrane. The coding region runs from base 282 to 1010 and encodes 242 amino acids.
CACCAAAAGAAGAAAACGCUUAAGAUUGACGUCAUCCGCGUAGCAGCCACAAACAGGAAGAAAACAUCCAGCUGUUAUCUAGCUAGCUAGCUAAACUGGGAGACAUCUGGCUAGCUUAGCAGCCUGUGUAGCAUUGACACAGUAAUAAAACGGCCUUGAGAGUCGAGAAUACACUGGUGUCUUACCAUGAUGUGUCCGGAGUAGUGACUGUAUCGACAGACACUCAGGGAAUAUAAUUCUCCUCGACUUUCUCCGGGUCCGAGUGUUACAACAAGGUGUGAAUGAGUGACGUGGUGCCUCCCACAGCUCUCAGUGAAGUCCAGCUCCGCUUCCUCUGCCACGAUGACAUAGACAAUGUCAAGCUGCUCUGUGGUGAUUGGUUCCCAAUCGAGUACCCAGAGUCAUGGUAUCAGGACAUCACCUCCAACAAGAAGUUUUUCUCCCUCGCCGCCACCUUCAGAGGAGGCAUCGUGGGAAUGAUUGUGGCCGAGAUCAAAGGCCGGACCAAAGUACACAAAGAGGAUGGAGACAUCCUGGCCUCCAGUUUCCCCGUGGACACACAGGUAGCCUACAUCCUCAGCCUGGGAGUGGUCAAAGACUUCAGGAAACAUGGCAUAGGCUCCUUACUGCUGGACAGUUUGAAGGAGCACAUCUCAACGACAGCCCAGGACCAUUGUAAGGCCAUCUACCUACACGUCCUCACCACCAACAACACUGCCAUCCACUUCUACGAGAACAGGGACUUCAGUCAGCACCACUACCUGCCCUACUACUACUCCAUACGAGGCGUCCUCAAAGAUGGAUUCACAUAUGUGCUCUACAUCAAUGGGGGUCAUCCGCCCUGGACAAUAUUUGACUAUAUCCAGCACAUCGGUUCGACCCUGGCCAGCCUGAGCCCGUGCUCCCUCCCUCAGAGGCUGUACCGGCAGGCCCAGUCCCUGCUACGCUCUCUGCUGCCCUGGUCCAACAUCGCCUCCAAGACCGGCAUACAGUACAGCAGAACAAUGUGACCCACAACAUGGAGCGCAAUCGUUUCUCAUCAGUCUUCCCCUGUACACACCAAGAUGUACAAGCACACUCACAUUCUUCGAUCUCGUACGGCUUUCCACACCCUGUGUUUGACACAGGGCUCAGGUUCAACCUGCGUUUUGUGACCGUUCACACACUAGAAAAUGAAUCCCCGUACGACACACGUCUGUCACUGUUCACACAGGAUCCGAGUUUGCAGCUGUAGUCCUGCGCCCCGAAGGGAAACAGGGUUGUUGCAUUGCAACGUCACCGAAAGUGCACUGUUGGAUUAUUUUCUGGUAACACCAUGGGAUUUCUUUUAAUUACUUUGUUGCUAUACUAUCCUGUAUAUAUACUACACUACCCCAUAGUUCCAACAGUAACCUGUGAUCACCCAGUCAUACCAAAGCGGAGCAGUGUCAGACCCAUUUUCAACCCUGGCAGCAGAGCAAAGCCAAGGACCUGGUUCACAUUUUCACCCAGACACCCAGACGGCAAACACAGGUCGUAGUUUUGGUGUAAAAAGGGUGUCACACACACACACACACACACACACACACAAACACCCACUAAGAAACCCCACAGAGACCAAAAGGUUCAACCCUGCCUAUUUGUCCGUCUCCUUUCAUCCUGUCCACCACUGUCACAGAGACUCUGUAUAUUGUUUGUAUAUUAUAUAUACUAAGCUAAUAUAUAAAUUUAUCUCAAUAUGUAUGUCUAUUCUAUGCUGUCAGUAGUCCUAGUUGAAAGAUAACCAAUCCUGUUUCCCCUUUUUUUUGAGUAUAGAAUGAAUCCAGAGUUAAUUCCACUUUGUAAAAUAGAGACUCAAGAACAGGUUAAAUUGAAUUGGUCUGUGAAUCUAUCUAGCUAUGUUAAUAGGCUAGUAGUGUAGAAUAAAGCCAAUUAUACGCAGGCAACUUUGAGACACAAUCUAGACGGGUGAUAUAUUUAGAAGCAACUGGAGUUUUUAAAAAGGAUUCUUACCCUUUUGAAAAUCAUGAUAUUGUCUGAUUUGCUGUGCGCAACAAUUGUACUGGAAACUGAACUACAGCAACAUAUGAACAUGUCAGAGUAUGUUACUCAGUACUUGCAACACAAAGUUAGUGAGUACAGACACCUCACAUAUUAUGCAGGGCUGUUUGAAAGUCUUGCAUAAAAAUAUGAUCAAACCCCGAAGCCUUUCUACAUUGUUUCUAAAUGUUGCCCAUGUAUAAUUCUUACAAGAGUAAAGGGGGAGCGGCUCGGGUCCUUAUUUUAGAGAUUUU